This is a messenger RNA of Schizophyllum commune H4-8, 1101 nucleotides long. RefSeq names its product GroES-like protein. The record is from RefSeq and is a predicted model, not a curated record. Lineage: Eukaryota; Fungi; Basidiomycota; Agaricomycetes; Agaricales; Schizophyllaceae. The transcript has 6 exons. Bases 1 to 1101 code for a protein of 366 amino acids. Gene Ontology annotation, molecular function: oxidoreductase activity, acting on NAD(P)H.
AUGUCUGCUCUCCCCGAAACCAUCAAGGCGCUGCAGAUCCUUCCCGAGAAGAAGGGCGUGCAUGUCGUCACCAUCCCUUGGGCCUCCCAAGAAAAGGUGCAAAACUUGGCCGAUAACGAGAUCAUGAUCCGUGUGAGGGCGGUGGGCUUGAACCCCACUGACUGGAAGCACGUUUUCCUAGUGGGUAAGGCUGGGACUAUCGCGGGGUGCGACGCUGGGGGCGACGUUGUGAAGGUUGGGUCAGCCGUCAAGCACCUGAAGGUCGGUGACCGGACAGCGGCGUUCACCUACGGCUCUUCGUGGCAGACGGACAAUGGCGCAUUUGCCGAGUAUGCUCGCUUCAACAGCGCCGUGGCAUUCAAGCUUCCGGAGGACAUGACUUACGAGGAGGCCGCGUCGUUCCCGAUCCCUCACCUCACCGCAGUGCAAGCAUUCUACAUGCGACUGGGCCUGCCGAAGCCCUUGACUAGUCCCCUCAACGAGAAGAUCCUCAUCUGGGGCGGCUCAAGCGCUGUCGGCCACCACGCCGUGCAACUCGCUAAGCUCUCCGGGCUUACAGUCUUCGUCACCGGCUCCCCGGCCGUCUGGGACGAGCUCAAGUCCCUCGGCGCCGACUUCACCUUCGACUACAAGGACCCCGACAUCGUCUCCAAGAUCCACGCCGCCGCCGGGCCUGAUGGCAUCAUCUACGGCCUCGACACCAUCGCCGGGGGUGGCACCGUCGAAAAGACCAUCGACGCCAUGUCGAAGACGCGCGGCGGCAAGGUCAUCACGACGCUCCAGAUCUCUGAGGAGCUCGCCAAACGCAGGCCGGACGUGAGCGCGGAGUUCACGUUGGUGUACACGGAGAUCGGGCGCGAGAUUGUCUUUGGCAGCGGACAGAAGCUCCCGGCGAUGCCGGAGGAUGAGGCGCGGGCGCUGGACUAUGUGGCGCACGAUCAGCCGAAGAUCCUCGAGGGGUGGAAGGCGGGGCAGGGUGCGCCCAAGUUCAAGGCUCAGCGGCUGCGCAAGCUUGAGGGUCUCGAGAACAUCCAGGAGGGCUUGAAGAUCAUGGCCGAGGGUAACUACGGACGGGAGAAGCUGGUGUACACCAUCGCCUGA